Molecule: messenger RNA, 1646 nt
Organism: Moneuplotes crassus
Lineage: Eukaryota; Ciliophora; Spirotrichea; Euplotida; Euplotidae
Source: the annotation of a GenBank genome assembly
CUUCACUCCAUCUUCAUUCCAUGAAACCAUCCCAUAAACCUCCCCCUCAAUCCCUCCCAGCAAGUGACCCUAAAUCCCCUGAGGCUUCCAUCCUCCAGAAGAAAUCAGGAUUUAGGAAGAAAUUUCUUCAUCAAGAGGAGCCCUUCAAAGAGAAAUACGACAAGUAUACUUCUCUCCAAAUGAAUGACCCAUCAGUGAGUGUAAACCUGAGUAAGGUCAAACCCUUGGACCGAAAAGUUUCCUCUGGAGAUGCUGAGAGCAAGAAGCGAAUUCGGAGAAAACUCUCCACUGAACGUAAAGCUCUAGCACUCGACCCAGAUUAUGAGACUAUUUCAAUGAUUGCAGGCGAAAAAGUUAUUUUUGAAGAUGUUUCAAGGAAAUAAGCGUUCACAUCCGAAAGUACACUGUCCGGUCACUGCCAGAAGCAAGAAAAAAAUCAAAGCUUUUAGCGUCAGCUCAAGAGAGAGACAACAGAAAUGUGCAAAAAUACUCAAAAAUUUGGAAUUUCAGCAUCGCAGACCUAUGAAUAUGGAUUGCUCCAAAGACCUCAUGAUUGAUUAUUCUCAUAUGAUCUCCCUUUUUGAUCAUUCAAAGCAAGAGAAACCUAAUAACAGCCAUAUUUAUGAAUCUUCUACAAGUUUUCUAAGUACUGGCAACUCAAACCAGAUAAAAGAUUUUUCGAUCAGGAGCAAUAAUCAUAAUUUCGAAAAUUCUGAGGCUCAUCUAGGUUUCAGACUGCAGACGAAUAUGAGCAAGGUGAAAAGUGCUGGGCCUAGUCCAGCCUCUUCUCCAACUCGGCCAGGAUGUAACCCGAUCAUGACUCCUUCAAAAGGGGUGGUAUCUUCUUUGAUUGAGUUUAACACCCCCUGAAACCCAAAACCAUUGAAUGUUACAGAGCUAAAGAGCCCUGAGAGGCUAAAUGCCAUCUCUGUUCCUCGCCAAAGAAAUAGAUUAACAAGUGAAGUUGCUGAUAAAAGAUCUUCAGCCGGAAAAAUAGAUGCUAGGCUUAGAAACCUCAGAAUUCAUAACUCUACUCUCAAUAAAGAGUUGAUAAAGAGCAUCAACUUCAAUAAUGAUCCUCUCUCUGACAGUCAAAAGGAGAUAGAGAGAAGUGCUAAGCAAGCACUAAAGCUCUCUCGACUGCCAAACAACGAUAUUUUGCGAAAGCAUCUUCCUAAGUUAAAAUUUAAGCUACCAGAAUUAAAUUCUUUGCUAAGAUCUUCAAAUUCUGAGAUUAAGGAGAAGAAUGCCAAAAUGAACUUCAUUAGGAAGAAACUGUCUGUGCAGAAUUCUAGUGGAAUCCCUGAUUGAUUUCUCACCAAUAAAAAUCCGCUGAACUCUGCUAAGAAUUCUUUAUUAGAAUCACCGUUCUUACCAGUCAAGGCAAUGCAUGAGAAUAAGAAUUCUGGCUACAAGAGUAGUAAAUUCCGGUUGAACACCAGGAGGAAUUCCAAGAAACUACUACUGCCAAGCGGGGAUUAUAACUUUUUCAAAAAAGAUUCUUACAUUGAAGGCUCAACUGGAGAUUAUGAGAGUACAGGCAAAUUCAGGCAGACAGCUUAUUUCCCACAGAGUUCAGAGUAAUCUUCAGGGCUAGUACCUCUCAAUUAAUAUAGUUUAUCACUUAAAAGAUUUCAUUUACGAGU